AUGAGAGAAGCGGAUGAUUACAGUUCUCGCUGGGCGUUAAUGAUCAAUGCGCGCAUAAGACAGAAAAUCGGCAGGCACAAGUCGCUGCUUAAUGAGUAUGAUGAAAAUAUGGAGAGCGGACGUCCGAUUUACAUUGUAGAAUACAGUGUAUAUUCUACAAUAUUUAUAUUGUACUCUGAAUCAAUGACGUAG
Molecule: messenger RNA, 192 nt
Organism: Gryllus bimaculatus (two-spotted cricket)
Lineage: Eukaryota; Metazoa; Arthropoda; Insecta; Orthoptera; Gryllidae
Source: the annotation of a GenBank genome assembly